This is a messenger RNA of Lactuca saligna, 411 nucleotides long. NCBI's taxonomy places the organism in Eukaryota, Viridiplantae, Streptophyta, Magnoliopsida, Asterales, Asteraceae. The record is from the annotation of a GenBank genome assembly.
AUGCCCAUCUUCAACCAUCUGAAGAAGAUGAUUAAAUGCUACAUCCUGGAGAUUGUAAAGAUGGAUAUCGAGAUCGCCUCAGUUCUGAAUAGAAGACCAAUAGUGAAGCCAUUUAAAGAACCCGAGGAUAUCCAAGAUUUUCCAGGAGGAUUGAUCGACAAGGAAUAUUGGAGUAUCAUGUAUAAGAAGAAGGAGGAUGGUGAUUUGAAGAAUCGCAUGUUCUUUUUAAGAGACAAACAUUUGUAUUCCACAAGCAUAAUGAAUCAGAUUCUCGCAAGGGCUAAUGUGAACAAAACUAACACUGAUUCGGAAUUGAAAUGUAUAUCGGAUAUGAUUUUGUGCUAUCAAAAUGUUAGGGCAUCCCUUCUGAAAAUUAUUCCUAAUGUUUUUGAAAUGCAAGGGCAACAGUGA